Lepisosteus oculatus (spotted gar) is the source of this 491-nucleotide messenger RNA. RefSeq names its product thymosin beta 4 X-linked. The record is from RefSeq and is a predicted model, not a curated record. NCBI's taxonomy places the organism in Eukaryota, Metazoa, Chordata, Actinopteri, Semionotiformes, Lepisosteidae. Gene Ontology annotation, biological process: positive regulation of interleukin-6 production; canonical NF-kappaB signal transduction; actin filament organization. Gene Ontology annotation, molecular function: actin monomer binding; pattern recognition receptor activity. Gene Ontology annotation, cellular component: plasma membrane.
UUUAUUUGCAUAUCUCAGAGUAUAAUUGGUUUGCUCCGCCAGUUUCCCCCUCAGUCCACCGCUUCACCGACCCAGAGAUUUCUUACGCCGAACGCCAGGCAACCCUCGAUAUCCAGCUAAAAUGUCUGACAAACCCAACAUGGAAGAGGUCACUAGCUUCGACAAGACCAAACUGAAGAAGACGGAGACUCAAGAGAAAAACCCUUUGCCGUCAAAAGAAACCAUUGAACAGGAAAAGCAAGCAGAGUCAUCGUGAAGACUGACCUCCCAAUAUGCACUGUACAUUCCACAAGCAUUGCCUUCUUUCUUCACCUCUUUUAGCUGUUUAACUUUGUAACAGGAAACUAAGUUGCAUUGUGAUUUGACGAAAACCGAUGACUGCUGCUCUCCACCCCGCCCCUUUUGCAGCGACAAUUAAAGAAAACUACUGACUGUACGGAGGAUGUGUCGGCCCAUCCUAGUGUCUUGGCUUUCUUUGGUCCUGUUGUUGG